GUCCCUGUGUUGGUGGUGCUAAAUAUGUGUAUGCGACCAAUAACAUUCGAUUUGACUUGAUGUAUUAUUGGAUAUUGGAGACAUUCUGCGUUGGUAUCCUUCCUCAACAUAGUGUUGGAAUAUAUCCAUUAUAGCCUGAGCCUGUGCUAGCUGAGAGCUUGACCAGUAUCUUUCUUCGGAUGUCAAGGGAGCACUGCAUACAAACCUGGAAAGACUGCACAGCUGGGGUCCACAGAGAGAAUGAAUUAAGACCGAAUGAAAAAACUCGUGAGUAUUUUGUCUGCACAUAUAGCCUAAGCCUUCUGGUCAUUUGAAGGUGACGCUUACCCCUCUACACCGAUUAUAGCCCACUCUUGGAUUUCAUUGUGUGAUUUGCAGGGGUGCGAAAAAUAUCCUUAUCUUCAAACAAGGCACUGAAAUGUAGCCUAUAAAAAAAGCACUGCACCUGCAGGUACCAUAUUUCUCUUUUACCCGGGAAAGGUUUAUUGGAAAGGCUUGACCUGGUCUGGACGCGUUCACUGGAAGAUAACGGGGAUGCCACGGUUACGCGCAGAAGCCGCUCGAGGAAGAGACAGGUGCGGCAGAGGGGAUUGGUAGUUUAAUAGCCGAUUCUCAUCCAGGCAUUGUGAUUACCAAGACCCAGAGAGAGCUUGGUGCCCUGCUCCACCCUUUGUGUUGAUUUCAGACGUGGAGGAAAAGCUGUCUGCGUACGAGAGGACGACUGGCAACAAACCAGACAUCGCCUGCUUACCUGUCCAUCUCGCACAGUGAAUGUGCCCGUGCUGUGCUGCCAUGACAACCAUGGCCCCUCCCCUCACGUUUCUCCUCCUUCUCCUCCGAUUGGCUCACAGUUCUUUCCCAGAGGAGCCCGGUCCGCUCAGCUACGCUCCUUUAGAGGUGGUGAGGAGGUACCCUGUGUUUGUGGGUAGAGCUCAUCAUUCCUCUCAGAGACAGGAGCUGCACAUUCAGACAGUGCUCCAGGUCAACCGCACUCUCUACAUAGGAGCCAGAGAUGAUCUAUACAGAGUGGAGCUGGACAAUAUGUCAGGGGAUGAAAUGUUCUACAGCAAGAAGCGGACGUGGGAAUCCAAUAAGAAUGACAUUCGAGUCUGCAGAAUGAAGGGCAAACAUGAGGAGGAGUGUCGUAACUUCAUCAAGGUGGUGUUGAGUCAACAUGAAGGACUGUUUGUGUGUGGAACCAAUGCCUUCAACCCUUUGUGUGCCAACUACACUAGAGACUCUUUGGAGAUGGUGGGAGAGACGGUCAGUGGGAUGGCUCGUUGCCCGUAUGACCCCAGACACGCCAACGUGGCUCUGUUCGCAGAGGGCAGUCUCUUCACUGGUACUGUAACAGACUUCCUGGCGAUUGAUGCUGUGAUCUAUCGUAGCCUAGGCGACAGCCCCGCUCUUCGCACUGUCAAACACGACUCCAAAUGGUUCAGAGAACCCUUCUUUGUGAGUGCAGUUGAGUGGGGGCCUCACGUCUACUUCUUCUUCAGAGAAAUGGCCAUGGAGUUCCAUCACCUAGAGAAGGUGAUGGUAUCUCGUGUGGCGCGGGUGUGUAAGGGGGACAUGGGGGGCUCUCAGAGGGUGUUGGAGAAACAGUGGACAUCGUUCCUGAAGGCCAGACUGAACUGUUCUGUCCCAGGAGACUCCCACUUCUAUUUCAACCUGCUCCACGCCACCAGCGCCAUACUCAACAUGAACGGCAGAGACGUCAUACUGGGACUGUUCUCGACACCACCCAACAGUAUCCCGGGGUCUGCAGUGUGUGUGUUUGACAUGCAGCAGUUGGCCAGGGUGUUUGAGGGAAGAUUCAAGGAGCAGAAAUCUCCAGAAUCCAUCUGGACACCCGUGCCUGAUGAGCUUGUGCCCAAACCCAGGCCGGGUGGCUGUGCGGUGCAGGGGUCUCCGUUCAGCUCAUCUAAGUCUCUGCCGGAUGAAGUGCUGAACUUUGUAAAGACUCAUCCCUUGAUGGACGAGACCAUACCCUUGGUUGGGCACAGACCUUGGGUUGUCAAGACUAUGGGCAGGUACCAGUUGACCGCAAUGGUGGUGGACACAGAGGCUGGUCCCCAUAGGAACCAUACAGUGUUGUUCCUGGGCUCCACACGAGGGACCGUCCUGAAAUUCCUCAUCCUCCCCAGCGGAGAAAAAUCUCCCACACACAGCAGUGUGUUUCUGGAGGAGGUGGAGGGAUUCAACCCUGAGAAAUGUGGAGAGGACUCUGUCCAGGCCAGACAGUUGUUGUUUCUGUCUCUGGAUCGUCCAAGUCACACUCUGCUGCUGGCCUUCACUUCCUGUCUGGUCAGACUGCCCACAGCACGCUGCCACCUACACUCACGCUGCAUGAAGAGCUGUCUGACUUCCAGAGAUCCCUACUGUGGCUGGACCAGAGGCAGCACCUGCUCCUUCCUCAGACCAGGCACACGGCUUCCUUUUCAACAAGACAGUAUUGAGUACGGCAACUUCUCCCAUCUUGGAGACUGUGAUGGUGCCAUACAGCAGAGUCUGCUGAUCGAGCCAGAGAGCCUGGUCUCCCUCAACCUGCUGGUGGCAUCUGCAGUCUCAGCCUUCACCAUUGGUGCGGCGCUCUCGGGCCUGGCUGUCUGCUGGAUUAUGGCCCACAAGCCUGGCAACCGUCGCCACGGCAACAAUACCCCCCAGUCCACUAUCCAGCGCCAGGAGAGGGGGAUGUUGACGUCAGGAGGAGGGAUGGGGGGAUCGGUCCUCAGUGUGACCCGUCAGGGAGGAGGCGAUAGACCCUGCUCUCAGGGCGGGGAGACCCUGUUUGUGAUGCCCAAUGGCUGGGGGAAGUCAGGGGAGCUGGACCCAGGGUUCCUGCCUACUCCGGAGCACACGCCCCAGCAGAAAAGACGCGGGCUUAGGCUGUCUGAUUCUGGAUCAGGGGGGUGGGAUAACAGCCAGACCUACCUGGGAGGGAGUACCAUGGGGCUGGCGUCUCCCUGCCCUCUCCCUUGCCCCCCACACCCCUCCACCGCUGUCUACCUGACCACUAGACUAUUUCAGGGGGGAGGAGGAGGGAGGCACGGGGGUGAGGAGCGAGGAAGAGGAGGGGAGACUCCUCGCCAGCACUACGUGUGCCUGAGCAAGCCCCGGGGGGAGAAGGGCAGAAGUGGGACACCAAAGUCGGCGCUUCGUAAGUCGGCAGGGGAGUACGUGUACCCCAUGACCCCCCAGGAUUCUCCGGAUAGGAGGAGGGUGGUGUCAGCCCCCAGCGCCCCUAUGGAGUUUGGGGAGCCCCUGCCACUCCGCUGGCCUCCCCAGGAAGGCUACAUCCUCAGCAGCCAGUGCAUGGUCCCUGUACCUCCAUCCUCCAUGCCCACCAUCAAAGGCCAGCAGUACGUCGCCCAGCACCACACACCCGGGCCUGGCAGGUCUCAGCUGAGAGGGGCCUUGGGGAGAGGAGAGCUGGGGGAGCUGGUGGAUCUCAGCCAGCUGCUGAGUAAGAAGAGUUCCAAUGAGAGGACUCACAACGGGCAGUGAUCAAGCAGGGAAACCAUGUCUCUUUCUAUAUCGUUCUCUUUCUGUCUGUUCUACCUUUUCUCUCACUUUCUCUUUCUCUCUGACCUCUUUCUCUGUCAUUGUCAUUUAGUCCUCCGGAUAGCUCUGUAUCUCGCUGGCGGACUCCUGAGGCUGUUCUCGCUGGCAGACUCCUGAGGCUGUUCUCGCUGGCGGACUCCUGAGGCUGUUCUCGCUGGCAGACUCCUGAGGCUGUUCUCGCUGGCAGACUCCUGAGGCUGUUCUCGCUGGCAGACUCCUGAGGCUGUUCUCGCUGGCGGACUCCUGAGGCUGUUCUCGCUGGCGGACUCCUGAGGCUGUUCUCGCUGGCGGACUCCUGAGGCUGUUCUCGCUGGCGGACUCCUGAGGCUGUUCUCGCUGGCAGACUCCUGAGGCUGUUCUCUCUGUGACUGGUUGAUGCUGCUAUCACUCAUACCCUGCUUGGCUGUGAUUGGUCAGUGAAAGUGAGGUUGUUGCUGUGUCUGCAUUGCAGAGCUGCCUCUCCCCUCUGGCUGCUUAGAGAGGGGAGAGAGGAGGAGAGAGAGAUAGAGGGAUUGAAAGAGGUGAGAAAGAGGGACGGAGAUGGAAAGAGAAAAGGGAAGGAAUAGUUUGCUAGACAGCAGAAUUAUUCCAAAAGAACACAUUAAGAGAGAACCAUAAAUAGGAAGGAACAUGCAAAGAGACCCAGAGACAGACACUUCCCUGUGCAGCAAACAGGGCAACAAGGACUGACCGAACAACAUGGCCACAGAGCCCACUGCCAGGUGUCAGAAGACGAGACCCAGUGGAUAUCACUCCUACACAGUGUACGUUGUCCACCUUCCAGUGCAGACUGAUUGGCACUCUCUGACAAUAAGACAAUGGAGGACACUGAAACAUGAAUUGUAAACACAUUACUUUGAAGCGUCUUGCUGCAGGUGAAUGAAGCAGACACCCCCCUGGGCUCACACGUCAGUUCAACGUCUACUUUUGAUUUACACUUGAUUUACAACUCAACCAAAACUGUGAUUUGGUUCAUAAUAACGUGAAUUUAAUGUGAAAUCAACGAGAAAAUGUCACCAGGUCAAUGGAUAUAGGUGAACAGUUGGGUGAAAACAAGACCAAAUGCCCCUAUGUUGAUUCAAUGUCAUCACAUAGAUUUCUGGGGUUGAAAUGAUGUGGAAACAAUGUUGAUUCAAACAGUUUUUGCAGAGUGGGACUGUUCUCUCUCAGUGACACUGAGGUCAUUCUGACUCUGACUCUGAAUGUCACGAGAAUAUCUGAUGAAGAGUGUCGAAAGGAAGCGGCAAUGAAGAUUUAAUAGCCUGCCCUCCAGCUGCCUCCCCAACACACACACACACACACACACAUACACACACACACAUACACACACACACACACACACACAAACACACAUACACACACACACACACAUUUACAGGUCGGUUUUAAUAAACCCACCCUGCAGGGGGACCAGUCCUUGGUAUUGUGGUCAGGGGGACAUUGAUUCCCAGUGUAUGUGAGUCGAGAGGGGGCGUAUAGUACCGCUCCUAACCUGUCUCACUGGGUCGUACAGUACUGCUCCUAACCUGUCUCACUGGGUCGUACAGUACUGCUCCUAACCUGUCUCACUGGGUCGUACAGUACCGCUCCUAACCUGUCUCACUGGGUCAUACAGUACCGCUCCUAACCUGUCUCACUGGGUCGUACAGUACUGCUUCUAACCUGUCUCACUGGGUCGUACAGUACUGCUCCUAACCUGUCUCACUGGGUCGUACAGUACUGCUCCUAACCUGUCUCACUGGGUCAUACAGUACCGCUCCUAACCUGUCUCAUUGGGUCAUACAGUACCGCUCCUAACCUGUCUCACUGGGUCGUACAGUACUGCUCCUAACCUGUCUCACUGGGUCGUACAGUACUGCUCCUAACCUGUCUCACUGGGUCGUACAGUACCGCUCCUAACCUGUCUCACUGGGUCAUACAGUACCGCUCCUAACCUGUCUCACUGGGUCGUACAGUACCGCUCCUAACCUGUCUCACUGGGUCGUACAGUACUGCUCCUAACCUGUCUCACUGGGUCGUAUAGUACCGCUCCUAACCUGUCUCACUGGGUCGUACAGUACUGCUCCUAACCUGUCUCACUGGGUCGUAUAGUACCGCUCCUAACCUGUCUCACUGGGUCGUAUAGUCCCCCUCCUAACCUGUCUCACUGGGUCACACAGUACUGCUCCUAACCUGUCUCACUGGGUCGUACAGUACCGCUCCUAACCUGUCUCACUGGGUCACACAGUACUGCUCCUAACCUGUCUCACUGGGUCGUACAGUACUGCUCCUAACCUGUCUCACUGGGUCGUACAGUACCGCUCCUGACCUGUCUCACUGGGUCGUAUAGUACCGCUCCUAACCUGUCUCACUGGGUCACACAGUACUGCUCCUAACCUGUCUCACUGGGUCGUACAGUACUGAAAUCACCCAAUUCUCUACCCUUCUCUCAACACAUUGCGUCAGCUCUGAAAUGACUGGCCAUUAAAAAGUACAUGGAGUGGAAGUGGAGGGAUGAAGUGAAGGAAUGGACGGAUGGAGGGAUGAAAUGGUGCCAUGUCAUUAGAGAGAAUGCCUGGCUGGCAGAAAUAGUGCUGACAUUCCAGUCCGGCCCAGUGAGGGUGAGUUAUAGUCCCUUGGUCCCAGUGAGACAGGUUAGGAGCAGUACUGUACGACCCAGUGAGACAGGUUAGGAGCAGUACUGUAUGACCCAGUGAGACAGGUUAGGAGCAGUACUGUACGACCCAGUGAGACAGGUUAGGAGCAGUACUGUAUGACCCAGUGAGACAGGUUAGGAGCAGUACUGUACGACCCAGUGAGACAGGUUAGGAGCAGUACUGUGUGACCCAGUGAGACAGUUUAGGAGCAGUACUGUAUGACCCAGUGAGACAUGUUAGG
Messenger RNA from Oncorhynchus kisutch (coho salmon), 6441 nucleotides. RefSeq names its product semaphorin-6B. Gene Ontology annotation, cellular component: plasma membrane. NCBI's taxonomy places the organism in Eukaryota, Metazoa, Chordata, Actinopteri, Salmoniformes, Salmonidae. Gene Ontology annotation, molecular function: chemorepellent activity; semaphorin receptor binding. Bases 772 to 3507 code for a protein of 911 amino acids. The transcript is spliced from 17 exons. The record is from RefSeq and is a predicted model, not a curated record. Gene Ontology annotation, biological process: neural crest cell migration; semaphorin-plexin signaling pathway; axon guidance.